This is a messenger RNA of Penicillium brevicompactum, 564 nucleotides long. RefSeq names its product putative GPI anchored protein. NCBI's taxonomy places the organism in Eukaryota, Fungi, Ascomycota, Eurotiomycetes, Eurotiales, Aspergillaceae. The transcript has a single exon. The coding region runs from base 1 to 564 and encodes 187 amino acids. The record is from RefSeq and is a predicted model, not a curated record.
AUGAAGUUCACCCUGGUCUCCGCUCUUUUCCUGGCCACUGCUGCCAUGGCUGCCCCUGAUGGCAUUGACGUGAACUCCAUUGUCUCAGAUGCCGAGGGCAUUGCCUCAACCGCUGUCAGCGGCGGUGAGUCCAUUGGCUCCGACGUCGCCGACAAGGCCACCUCAAUCUACGAGGCUGCCAGCACCGGCGGCGCUGCUAUCGUCUCCUCCCUCCGCAGCGAUGCCUCCGAGGCCGCCUCCACUCUCACUGGCGAUGCCGCUUCCGUCGUCUCUUCCAUCACCAGCAAGGCCGACUCCAUUGCCUCCGAGGCUACCUCCCGGGCUGCUACCUGGGUCUCUGCUCACACUCUGACCGACUCUGAUGGCUCGGCCACCGCUACCCAGUCCACUACCCUCACCAGCCAGGUUACCGGUACCUCCACCAGCACUUCUACCGACUCUUCCAGCGCGUCGGCUUCUGGCUCUGCCAGCACCACUGACAACGGUGCCUUCGCUCGCCCAACUGCCGUCGGUGCCGCCGCUGCCGGUAUGGCCGGUGUCCUCGGUAUCAUGGUUGCCCUGUAA